This is a messenger RNA of Mastomys coucha (southern multimammate mouse), 6621 nucleotides long. RefSeq names its product leucine rich repeat and sterile alpha motif containing 1 (gene Lrsam1). The transcript is spliced from 27 exons. The record is from RefSeq and is a predicted model, not a curated record. NCBI's taxonomy places the organism in Eukaryota, Metazoa, Chordata, Mammalia, Rodentia, Muridae. The coding region runs from base 2951 to 5134 and encodes 727 amino acids. Gene Ontology annotation, molecular function: protein binding.
AGGACAAAGGCAGGAAACCUGCUAAAGACCGGAGGCCCUUAGAGCAGUUAGUUAGCUCCUACAAGGCCUUUAGCCAUGAACAAUAUCACCCGGGCUCCAGAGCUCAUCCUGCCAGCUAAACAAGGCCAGUCAGCAGAAUAAGUGAAGUCCAAGUUGCUUUUCUUCUAAAUGGUAGUUCUUUCUUCCUGACCUUCUCCGACCAUGCUCCACCACAAACUUGUUUGAGAAGUUAAUUUACAACGUGAGCGGGAAGAAACGUCCUCUGUUCUCUGGGAAAGGCCACUGAAGCAUCCUUCUACAUCCCCGCCACAGCCAGCAUAAGCACCCUUCCCGUCAUCCCCGGCGGCCUGGUCCCUCCCUAUCCGAGGUUCCACAUCCGGAUCCUGUUGCGCCUGAAAGAUGACGGGCUCUUAGGGUGGACUCUGGGAGCAAGGGCAGGCAUGCGUGGGGAAGCUUCUGUCACACACCACGAGGCAACGAGGGUCACAUUCCUGGCGACCGAGAAGACUGCAGAGGAGCCUACCUACGGAGUUUUGUCGGGAGAGGGCUACAGUGUGCGGACUGCGUGUGACCGGAAGUGGCGCAGUUCUAUUGCGCCCACUUAACGCCGCGUGAGGCCGCCCGCCGUGGGACCCACACGUCCCGGAAGCUUCAGGCAGCGGUGCCAGGUGUGCUCCGUGUGCGGGACGGGCGACAGGUGGCGGAGAGCUGUGCAGUUGUUCCCCAGAUAUGCACAGUAGCUCCCGACCACAACGCUCUCCACAGCGGUCUGAGCGAAGAGUUGUGGGACUCUGGCCCGAGUGGUCUCUGCAUACCUGUCUGCCUGUUGUCUAUCCAGUGCGGAGAAGGGGAUGGGCGAAUUUAGCCUUCCACCCGCUGGAAGCACGGGACACUUCGAGGGCAAGCUCAGCCUGGCAGCACUGUGACUUCGUGGAGGACAGGGGAAUAUGCCCAUUGAAAGCCCAUUGAAUGGCCAAGCAGGUUUCUUACCUAGGGUUCCUCUGUAGAAAAUAGAUUUUAGCUACUCAGUGUCUCUAAGAACUGUAGCCAAAUGAAAUAACGUUUGAAGGCACAGAACAGAAUAAAUGUGAAUGUCCUUCUUGCAUCACAAAUGACGACGACGUACAGUGGGGUUCGGAGCACAUCGGCAAUAGGUCUCAUGACAUGGACAACACAAGCACUGGAGUGGAGGGAUCUACGUACUGUUCUUCUGCUUCUUCCGGUCCCUUGGUGGCUCUUUGAGGGCCUUGAUGAUCAGGGCGGAGGCAGACGGCACCACCUCAAUCUGCAGAGAGACUCAAUAUGAACACAGCCCAGGAAACCUUCAAACCUCCAUCAGACUUGAAUCCAUAGCAUAGUGGAUUCAUGCACCCUGGCACCCACCACCGACCUUCACAAUCAACAGUGUUAUAGCCUUCCUACAAAGAUAAAACAAGGAAGGCGGACUUCUAAUUUCUAGGCCAGCCUGGUCUACAGAGAAACCCUGUCUCAACACCCUCCCAAAAGAUAAAACUGAUUCACCAAUACAGGGAGAUCUUUGCAAAACCCAUGAUUCCUGAGGGCUGUUACCUCAACCCUCCCCCACACCAAGCAAUGUAAAUACCUGGGCCUGUCUGUUCUGGAUGGUCAGUUUCACUGUAAUUCUGAGACCUUUCCAGUCACCGGUGGCCUUGGCAAUGUCAUCACCAACUUUCUUUGGAGACUGUAGAAAUAACGGCAUUUGUUACCAUGAAUCCAAGGCCUUCAAGUUCACUGCUAGCCAGCCCUCCUCACCUUCCCACACGGGCUUUACAUCUCUAUUAAGACAACUCUGCAAGAAGGGCUAAUGAAGCAAAACACUUUCUGCAGCACCGGGACACCCUCAAAGCUUUAAAUACUAUGUUCCCAUGGGUUACACCCACGGAGUGUGCGCCUUUAAAGGUGCAGACUAGUGGCUGGGAUUUAAGCUGCCUCAACUGGGCUGUGCCACGAACCUACAAGCACAUGUUAUCUCCGUUUUCCCACCUCCUGGCCCGCAACAGGCACAUGGUGCACUCUUCUGACCUCCACAGAAACACGACCCUUAUGGAGGCCAAGCGGCACGCACGUUACAUGUCUACGGCUCUCAGUGGCGACACUUACCAGACCCAGAGGACCGAUUUUAGGGGCCAAGGCGGAUGUGGCGCCGACCUCGCCUCCGGUGCACCUCAAGUACACUGAGGAGAAAGCAAAAUUGGAAUUGUGCGUUGUGCGCCGCAGGCCGCCCUGCGCGCCGCCGUCGGGCCGCAGACCUCCCGGCCAGGCCUUACCCUAAGGCGCACAGGCUGCCAGAGCGUCGGAACUCCCUCCCCUUACACGCGAGGAAGACAGGGCCCAAGGGAGACCCGCCAGGCCCCGGGGCAGCACGCGGCGGAGAAGGCUCCGCCAGGAGCCCGGGCGCGGCGAGGGCACGCACCAACUUUGAUCUCGUUGGGGUCGAACUUGGGCGGCAUGGUGGAGGCGGCUGGUGUCGGAUGAACCCGGAUUCGGGACGACCGAAGAAAGUUGCACCGUUGCCUCCUCCGAGCCGAAAGCCGAAAAGACGGAUGCUGCUCCGCCCACGCCGGAUAUAGGCGGAAAAGCUCGGCUCUCGCGAUAACUGCUGGCUCCACCCAGUCUCUGGGCGACACCCUGGACGCCCUGUUUUUUAUGGGCAGGAGUCUGCGGCUGAGGACUGCAGAGCUGGGUCUAUGGAAUCUCGAGACUUUGUCAUCCUGAGUUGCAUGUCUUUCUGAAAUUUAAAGUUUCGGUCCUCACUUCCUAUGUUUGAAGGAGACCCAACUCCAGCUCAGCUUUUGGGGGCCUAUGGUUUGUAUCUGUGGCCAAGCCUUCAGAGUGACUGGCCUAUCUUGAGGUCCACGCCAGAAUCGGAACAUCGGUGGAGGACCUCCCCAUCCACAAAGCCAGGGUCCAGAAGAACUCACACUGGAGGAUGCCCCUCUUCUUUCGGAAGCGGAAACCCAGUGAAGAGGCUCGAAAACGCCUGGAGUACCAGAUGUGUCUGGCAAAAGAAGCUGGGGCAGAUGACAUUCUUGACAUCUCUAAGUGUGAGCUCUCUGAGAUUCCAUUUGGGGCUUUUGCAACGUGCAAAGUUCUACAGAAAAAGGUGUUGAUUGUCCAUACAAACCACCUCACCUCCCUGCUUCCCAAGUCCUGCAGCCUCUUGAGCCUUGCCACCAUCAAGGUUCUGGAUCUCCAUGACAACCAGCUGACAGCCCUUCCUGAUGACAUGGGGCAGCUGACAGUCCUGCAGGUAUUGAAUGUGGAAAGGAAUCAACUCACACAUCUCCCUCGCUCUAUUGGGAACCUGUUGCAGCUCCAGACCCUCAAUGUAAAAGACAACAAGCUGAAAGAGCUUCCUGACACCCUGGGGGAGCUGCGGAGCCUGCGUACCCUCGACAUCAGUGAAAAUGAGAUUCAGAGACUUCCCCAGAUGCUGGCACAUGUGCGGACUCUGGAGACGCUGAGUCUCGACGCCUUGGCAAUGGUCUACCCCCCACCAGAGGUGUGUGGUGCUGGCACUGCGGCCGUGCAGCAGUUCCUCUGCAAAGAGUUAGGACUGGACUAUUACCCACCUUCUCAGUACCUGCUGCCAGUUCUAGAGCAAGAUGGAGCAGAGAACUGCCAGGAUAGCCCCGAUGGACCCACAAGCAGGUUCUCCAGGGAAGAGGCUGAAUGGCAGAAUCGGUUCUCUGACUACGAGAAGCGAAAGGAGCAAAAGAUGCUGGAGAAGCUGGAGUUCGAGCGGCGCCUGGACCUCGGGCAGCGGGAGCAUGCUGAACUGCUGCAGCAGAGCCACAGCCUCAAGGACGAGAUCCUGCAGACGGUCAAGCAGGAGCAGACACGGCUGGAGCAGGGCCUGAGUGAGCGCCAACGCUGCCUGGAUGCAGAACGACAGCAGCUGCAGGAGCAGCUCAAGCAGACAGAGCAGAGUAUCGCCAGCCGCAUCCAGAGACUCCUGCAGGACAAUGAGAGGCAAAAGAAGAGUUCUGAGAUUCUGAAAUCGCUAGAGAAUGAGAGAAUAAGAAUGGAGCAGUUGAUGUCCAUUACCCAGGAGGAGACCGAGAACCUCAGGCAGCGUGAGAUUGCCGCGGCCAUGCAGCAGAUGCUGACGGAGAGCUGUAAGAGCCGGCUCGUCCAGAUGGCCUAUGAGUCUCAGAGGCAGAGCCUGGUGCAGCAGGCCUGUUCCAGCAUGGCUGAAAUGGACAAGCGGUUCCAGCAGAUUCUGUCAUGGCAGCAGAUGGAUCAGAACAAAGCCAUCAGCCAGAUCCUUCAGGAGAGUGUGAUGCAGAAGGCGGCAUUCGAGGCACUCCAGGUAAAGAAAGACCUGAUGCAUCGGCAGAUCAGGAACCAGAUUAGGCUAAUAGAAACUGAGUUACUGCAGCUGACACAGCUGGAGUUAAAGAGGAAGGCCCUGGACACAGAGACGCUUCAGGAGAUGGUCUCAGAGCAGCGCUGGGCACUCAGCACCCUGCUCCAGCAGCUCCUCAAAGAGAAGAAGCAGCGGGAAGAAGAGCUCCAUGGUAUCCUGGCAGAACUAGAGGCCAAGAGUGAAACGAAGCAGGAAAAUUACUGGCUCAUCCAGUACCAACGGCUUUUGAACCAGAAGCCUUUGUCCUUGAAGCUGCAGGAAGAAGGCAUGGAGCGGCAGCUGGUGGCCCUGCUGGUGGAGCUGUCUGCUGAGCACUACCUGCCCCUCUUCGCCCACCACCGCAUCUCACUGGACAUGCUGAGCCGAAUGAGCCCUGGAGAUCUGGCUAAGGUGGGCGUCUCAGAAGCAGGCCUGCAACAUGAGAUCCUGCGGAGAGCCCAGGACCUGCUAGAUGUGUCCAGGGUCCAGCCAGAGUUGAAACCACUCAAGAAUGAGGUCCUUGGUGUCCUCGAGCCCCACACAGCUCCUCAGGAGCUUCCUGAGUCAGUGAGACCAUCUGCCCCCCCAGCUGAACUGGAUAUGCCAACCUCAGAGUGUGUUGUGUGCCUGGAACGUGAGGCCCAGAUGGUCUUCCUCACCUGUGGCCAUGUCUGCUGCUGCCAGCAGUGCUGCCAGCCACUGCGCACCUGCCCACUGUGCCGCCAGGAGAUCUCCCAGCGCCUCAGGAUCUACCACAGCAGCUGAAUGCACAGCACCUACCAGCCCUGCCCCUUCCUUGGCACCAUCUCCACCACUGCUGGACUCCCACCUACCCACAUUCCCCAGACUAGGGCAAGACUGCCGUAGGCCUUUGUCACCACCUGUCACCCUGACCCCCACUGCUCUGAGCACUAGGCAGGCAGGUGGGAUGUCCUGGUCUGUGACAUAGCUAUUCUGAACAGUGAACAAAAGACAGGGCAAAUCUGCUGGUGCCUUGUGGCACAGGGCCAAGGUCCAGAGUAUGGAGGUGGCCCUGCAGGACUCAGGAAUCCAUGUUACUAGCCAGGCCUCAGUGCUGCACCCAGCUGUCUGCCCCUCCUGGAGGUGUCCAUCUCUGUGGAUUGCAUCAGCUAUCCUGUCCUAAGGUGCAGCAAUGUCUCUGGGAAGGGGUGGGCUGUGCAAGACUCCCCAGCCCCCUUUUGCUUCCUUCUGAACACCCACCCUCCCAUAUCUGCACCCUUAGCCUGCACAGGCAGGUUGAUUCCAAACAGGAGCGCCAAUAAAUCUGACUCCCUCCCAGAACUUGGGAGUCUGGGGAGAGGGCGGUUCUUCUGGGGAAAAGGGCCAGAGCUGCUGCACCUGGGUCAGAGGGAAGGCAGCAGACAUUGCCCAGUGGAGAGUUAGGCAAUGCCCUCCUAAAAGAAGGCAAGGGGAACAGAGCCAGGGACGGGGCCUCAUUGUUCAUAAGCAGCCUGUGCGCAUGGGGCAGGUUAUGUUCCCUGUAAUGAUUAUCCCAGGUAAGGGGGCUGCCAAGGCAACUGAAAGGCAUGUUAGCUCUCAGAUGGGUAGGCCACCCUCACUAGCUAUAGCGAAGGGGGUUCCAUGUGACAUUUCUUCUGCCCUCCCCAGUAGAGUGCGUAUGGCCUACAGCAUGUACUCAACAAAUACUACUACUCUGGGGGAAACUAGUCAUUGGCACCUAGCUCAGGCCCGGAGCCUACCUUCACAGUGGACACAUGGGAUUGAUCAGACAACAGAAGGCUAGUCACCUGAAAGCUCUAUGGUCUCUGCCCUUCUCUCUCAGCCUCAGUCUACCCCUCUAAAAUAGGGGAUUGUAAGAACGGGUUAAAGAAAGAGAUCUUAGUAAAGUGGUUGGCAAUUGGAAGUCUGGGUCCCCAGAACUCAUAGCCAGGCGAGUGCAUGUCGUCACAGUACUGAGGAAUCUGAAGCCGGCAGACCCUGGGACUCGCCAGCCAGCCAGGCUAUCCGAAUUAGUGAGUUCAUCUCGAAACACAAGGUGGAAUGAUCCAAGAUCCUUUGGCCUCCACAUGCACAUGUGAAUUUGUACCUGUACACACGUGCAGGAACACACUCAGGUCAGGGACCUGGGAGCUCAUAUGAUGAGCCCAAGAGAGCUGAGAUGAAUGUAUCCUUAGAUACCCUAGGCCCAGACCCCCCAACCCCCCCCCAUCUCCAGCAGCACAUGAGGAAAUGAGCUUUAAAUAAAGCGUUUAUUCAUGAGCAGAAGCUUA